UUUUCCUCAUCUCUAUACCUCAGUCUCACUCUUUAUCCCAGGCGUUCGCGCAACCUCGCGUGUACCCCAACAUGAAGCUGAAAGACAUCUCCCGUACAGCGGCAUUCGCCUGGGAUCAGUCUCAUUCUUCCUCGCCUUUGAUAGCGACCGGUGCAGUCGCCGGAGCUCUAGAUGAGAACUUCAGCAAUGACAGUCUUUUGGAGAUCUGGGCGCCCGACUUGGCGGACAAAACAUUCAACCUAGGUACCGACAGGGGGGCAAAGCCAAAAGGCAGCGUGACAGUAUCGAGCAGAUUUAACCGAAUUGCUUGGUCUGCGCCUACGCCGAACAAUGCUCGAGGAGUCAUUGCAGCCGGUCUGGAGUCUGGAGAGGUCAGUGUGUUCGACCCGGAGAAGAUUAUGAAUGGAUCGGAGGACGCUCGUCUGUUCUCAAACAACAAGCACACCGGGCCUGUUCGAGGGUUAGAUUUAAACCCUAUCCAGAAGAAUCUCUUGCUCACCGGAGCUAUCAAGGGAGAGCUCUUCAUUUUCGAUCUCAACAACCCUAAUCAACCUAUACCCCCCGGCCCCACCUCCACUAAACUCGGCGAGAUUACCUCGCUGCAAUGGAACCCCACUGUCUCUCGUGUCUUCGCCGCCUCAUCUUCAUCAGGAUACACAUCCGUCUGGGACGUCCGAGCUCAAAAGGAAAUGGUCAGCUUACAGUUUGGUGGUGGUGCAGCAAAGGGUAUGGAGGCUGGUCGCAUGGACCUCCAAAUGGGCAAGCGAAGAGGUAUGAGUGACGUCUGUUGGCAUCCAGAGCAGGCAACUCGGCUUGUUACAGCUUGCGAAGACGAUGACUCCCCUGUCGUCAUGCUUUGGGAUAUGAGAAACACGCGAGCUCCAGAACGAAUAUUAAGCGGACAUCACAAAGGCGUUCUGUCCGUCGCUUGGUGUGCACAGGAUAGCGACCUUUUGCUGUCUUGUGGUAAGGACAACCGGACGAUCUGCUGGAAUCCACAGUCAGGCGAUAUCGUGGGAGAACUCCCAAUCGCCAGCGACUGGGCUUUCCAGACCUCUUGGUGUCCUCGCAAUCCGGAUCUCCUUGCGACAGCCUCUUUCGACGGACACAUCAGCAUCCACUCUCUUCAGGCCACUCGCGAGCCAGAACCUGAACAACCAAAAUUCAGUGAGACCGCCACGGCCGACGACAUCUUUGGCGCUCUCGGCGACGACGAUCAAGCAGAGCAGUCUGUCAACGUGCUCUCACUCACACAGCCUCCAAAGUGGCUUCGCCGUCCUGUCAGUGCCACAUUUGGUUUCGGUGGGUUGCUCGCCAGCACCUCGAAUCUACCGGGCUCGAGCGGCAAGCAUCAAAGUGGUGUGGUUCAUCUGCGCAACGUUGUUACCGAAUCCAGUAUCAUUGACCGUGCGAAGGCGCUGGAACAGACAGCGGGAGAGAAGGACAAGCUGCGAGAUUUCUGCGCUCAGCAAGCUGAGAAAGCUCCUGAAGACUCGGCAUGGUCCAGUCUCAAAACGCUGUUCACUUCAGCGACAAAGCAGGAUCUAGUUCACAUGCUGGGCUUCUCGAAAGAGGAAGUGCAGAGACAAGUGGAAGAGGCAGUGAAACAGCUUCCAGGUACCGUGCCACCGAAGGCAGAGCCGGUGGAGACUCCCACAGCUCCAUCGGAAAGCGGAACACAAACCGCCAGUCUUUUCGGUGACGAUGUCCCUGGUACACCGGCUGCAUCCGCCGACUUCUUCUCUUCGAUGCCAAUUGGACCUCUCAAAAACCCUCAAUUGGAUCACAUUGUUCCACGUACCGCCGAGGUCGCUGAGUCCUCUGUCGCUGCCACCAUUGGCAGCCAAGGAUCUUCAGCUCGUUCUGAAAUUAUCACAAAGGAAAACACAUUCUUCAUAUACCCCUCCGGUUCGAGCGAUACAGAUCGACUCAUCACGCAAGCUUUGGUGCUUGGAGAUUUCUCCUCCGCUGUCGAUCUUUGCCUGGCUUCCGAGAGAUUUGCGGAUGCUCUGCUGCUCGCUGUACGAGGGGGGCCUGAUCUCCUCCAAUCGACGCAGAAGGCGUACUUUGAGCGACGAACGACGAGCUUGCCUUUUCUCCGAGUCUAUCAAUCCAUCGUUAGUGAAGAUCUGGCGGAUAUCGUCCAGAACGCCGAUUUGUCCGAGUGGAAGGCCAUCUUUGCAGUUGUUUGCACCUUUUCGAAGGAGGCCGAUUUCAACAAUCUGUUGGAUCAGCUCGGGCAGAGGCUCCAUUUCAGAUGGCAGACUUUGGCUGGAUCUGACAGCCCCGAGGCGAAGGCGUCUGCAAAGGCGGCGAGAGAAGACGCGACCAUGUGUUUCUUGGCCGCAAGACGACUUGAGAAAGUCAUCAAUGUGUGGAUACAGGAGAUGAAGGAGGAGGAGACUGCGACAGACGAGACGAAGUAUACGGCGCACGCUCAAGCUCUGCAGUCUUUCAUCGAAAAGGUGGCUGUCUUCACCGCAGCGACAGAUUACGUCGACAUCGAUCUGCAAACACCCACUCAGAAUCCACAGGCCGCGGAGAGUGGGGCGCGGACUUACCGACUUGCAUCGCUUUACGACAGAUUCUACGAAUACGCAGACCUGCUUGCAACCCAGGGUCUGAUCGACAUGGCGGCAAAGUAUGUGCAAAUGACCCCUUCUGACUACAGGGGGACUGGCGAUGCCGGUCCCGAGCUCGACAAGGCAAGAGAUAGGUUGCUUCAAGCUGCGGGUGGCGCUAAGGUGGCAUCGUCCUCCAAGGCAUUUGCGACUCAGACAAAGCCUGCGGCUGGAGGAUACAACCCUCUAAACCCCUACGGAGCAGCAUCUACCCCAGCUAGAGGUCCGACUCAGAGCUACGUCGCGCCUCCCACAAAUCAGUCUUAUGCUACACCUCCCACGAAUCAAACUUAUGCCACGCCUCCGAGUCAGUCAAUCUCGAAUCCGUCAUACAACGCAGGAUCUACGCUGCAGCCGUAUGCGGCGCAGACACCAACUCAGGAGAACAAUGGCAGUAAUCCUUACGCUCCAACUCAAUCGUAUUCGACCCCGCAGUACGGUACAAGUAAUGGAUACGGAGAAUCCCAGAGCCAGGGUUACGGUCAGUAUGGGGCACCGCAAUAUGGUGGCCAGUAUGGAGGAGGCAACCAGUAUGGUGGCGCCACGUCGCAAUACAGUGGACAGCCUCAAAUGCUGGCUCCUCCUCCUCCUCCUCCUCGCGCCAAUGCCAAUGGCACAUCGCCCUCAAACAAUUCGACACCACCUCCUCUCCCUGCAGCUCAACGUCGAGACAUUCCAGGCUGGAACGAUGCACCCAACUUUGCUAUCCCAAAACGACCGCAGAGCGCUGCAUCGAAGGAGUCGAAGGCCCCACCUAUCAUGUCCCCGUUCCCAAAUAUGACAGAGACUACCUCUCAAGCUCAGCCGCCUCAGGGCAUGCCGCAAGGCAUGACGCCUCCUCCUUCUCGAGCUCAGCCUGGCAUGCUUCCACCUCCACCCAAAGGUGGGCCUCGACCGCCUUCCGCUCAAGCUGUUGCCCACGGUCAAUUUGACUCUCCGAGCACUACGCCCUCCAUCCGCCCUCCACCUCAAGGCCCGCCGCGUGGCAGUCCAUUGCGAGGCGGACCUCCCCCUGGCGUCAUUGGUGGCCCACCUCCUAGUGCCAUGGCUGGGCCUCCUCCCAGCGCCAUGAAUGCUCAGAAUCUGUCCGGCGGACCUCCACCUGGUGUCAUUGGAGGACCACCUCCCCGUGCCUUGUCGCCCCUGGGUCCCGCGGGACGACAGGCUUCGCCCAUGAUGUCGCAAUUCAGGUCGCCACCUCCGAAGACUGAGGUGCUUCCCGGAAGAGAAUCUACUGGGCAGUCAGCCCCGACUCCGCCCCCCGCGGCUCCCCCUGCGCCCUCUAUAUCUCUACAUCCCGCUGGCGAUCGGUCGCAUAUCCCUGCGAAGUCGAGAGCUAUCUAUGAGACUCUGUCUGCUGAAUUGACCAGAGUCAAGCAAUCAAAUCUUCCCGCUCACGUCAAGCGUAUCGUUGACGAUACCGAUCGUCGUCUCAACAUCUUGUUCGAUGGUUUGAACAACGAGACCGUGCCUGACCAGGCAAUCUCCCAGAUGACGGAGAUUUCAAAGGCCAUCUCGAGAAAAGAUGCCAAUGCUGCCUUGGCGAUGCAUGUGGAUCUAUUGACUAAUUCUACUGGUGAUAUGGGCAGCUGGACACCUGGUGUCAAACAGCUCAUUCGGCUCGGCUUGCCGUAGAAGGUGCACAUAAUGAUGAUUUUGAAAGGCUCUCUAUGCAUAACGUCGAUGAAUACUGGCUGACGAUUAAAACUCUGUUGAACCAUAUUCAUGACAAAUUCGUGAUAUGUAUAUGCUAUUAUAGG
Messenger RNA from Kockovaella imperatae, 4381 nucleotides. RefSeq lists its product as hypothetical. Lineage: Eukaryota; Fungi; Basidiomycota; Tremellomycetes; Tremellales; Cuniculitremaceae. Bases 72 to 4256 code for a protein of 1394 amino acids. The transcript has 10 exons. Gene Ontology annotation, molecular function: protein binding; structural molecule activity. Gene Ontology annotation, biological process: COPII-coated vesicle cargo loading; intracellular protein transport; endoplasmic reticulum organization. The record is from RefSeq and is a predicted model, not a curated record. Gene Ontology annotation, cellular component: COPII vesicle coat; endoplasmic reticulum exit site.